Molecule: messenger RNA, 1556 nt
Organism: Lymnaea stagnalis (great pond snail)
Lineage: Eukaryota; Metazoa; Mollusca; Gastropoda; Lymnaeidae
Source: the annotation of a GenBank genome assembly
UUAUUAGCCCAAGUAAGUAUCUAGGGCUAAACAGUACAUUCCUAUUUGACUGUGAAUAACUCCCCCAUAUGUACUAUACUAUUACUAUGAUACUUGAAGUGACAAAAUGGAUGGACAUGGAAAACUUUUAAUCCUUUCAUACUGCUGGUUUUGGCUUGGAUUUUUGCUGACUCGGCAAUUAACAAACUUAAUCAUGGAACUUCCGGUAUUACUUCAUUCUCCAUCUGAUUAGCUUAUAACUUCUCUAUAGAUUUACGAAUAAAGAAAUACAUAGCAUAGAAAUAUGAUGUCAACGUUACGUCCUUGGUAUAUCAGAAAACUUCUUUGCAUCUUUGUUAUGAGAACAAUGUGACGUCCUUGGUAAUUGAAAGUGGGUGAUCGUGACGUCGCGUUGACUUUAUCGGUAACGAAAAGGUUAAAAAAGCUUAGAACUUUUAUUUUGGCCUUUACAUUAGCCUACUAAUUAGUAUUAAAUUAUAUAUAGGUCUAAUUUUAUUUCACAUGAAUUUUUUUUGUUUCUUCGAUUGUCCUCAGAUUGUCAUUUUCGUGUAAUUGAUAUGCCCUACUCGAACUUAUGCAUAAACAUUUUUAAAAAGUUUGAUUCAGCUUGUGAGGAUUACAAUGAGUGCAGCUUUACAAGACCCUGUGGUGCAACAGUUUGUAGCACGAGAGACACAAAAACAACGAUUUCAAGGCCUGAUUCAUGAGAUGACUGGCCGUUGUUGGGAUACAUGUAUGGUAAAUCCUGGUUCCAAAAUUGACACUAAAACUGAAAAUUGCAUUCGUAACUGCGUCGAUAGAUUUUUGGACACAUCCAACUUUGUUGUGAAUAGAUUAGAAUCAACACCAAUUCCAGAAACAACCCCGAAGAAAUCAGGGUUUCUUUUUGGCUAGUAAAGAAUUGAAUACCACUGACUUUUUUUACACCCAUAUAUAUAUAUAAGAUUGAUAGAAUUUAGUAUUUACAAGAACUGUUAAAGUUAAAGGGAGACGGUAACUAAAUCAGUGAGCAGUACCACCAACAAAGGAACAUUUGCCAAUAAUAAUGUCAAGCCUGUCAACAUUCUCAUCAAAAUCUAAUGCCAAACCUCCUCAGAAAGGGAGUUUCCCCUUAGAUCAUGAUGGGGAGUGCAAAGAUUUCAUGAUAAAAUACAUGCAGUGUUUGCGGCUCAACAAGAAGGAAGUUACCCUAUGUAGGCAGCAGUCAAAAGAUUACCUUAACUGUCGAAUGGAGAAAAAUCUUAUGCUGAAAGAGGACUGGAAAAAACUUGGCUUUUCAGAAAUGCAGAAAGAUGAGAAAAGUUGAAAGUAUUCACAUUAUUUAAUAAUAAAUGACAUGUAUAGUUUAAAGGAUUCUGAAUAAACUAUUGAUAUGCUAGAUUUAUGUUGAAAUUUAAUGCUAUUAAAAUUAAAUCAAAUAAAAACUUUGAUUAAUAGUAGCAAAAUGAGUUUUUGUUCAUCAAGCUGUCAACAUUAUAUUUAUAUAUCAUUUAAUUCAAUUAUUUUCGUUUUUAUUUGGAAACAAAAAACAUUAAAAUAAUAAGACCAUUAAGAAC